This is a messenger RNA of Diuraphis noxia (Russian wheat aphid), 1406 nucleotides long. RefSeq lists its product as uncharacterized. Lineage: Eukaryota; Metazoa; Arthropoda; Insecta; Hemiptera; Aphididae. The record is from RefSeq and is a predicted model, not a curated record.
UUAUAAUAUUAUUGAUAAUUUAUAUAAUAAAAUUAAAGAUUAAGCCACUUAUAAUGAGUACACACAAUAAUAUAUUUCUUCAGUGGCGUAUUUUGGAGGAGUGUCUUCCAUGUCUGAACACCCCCACCUGAAAAAAAAAUCCUUAAUAUUGGUAUUAUCAUUUUUUUUUAUAAUUAACUAAUUUUAUUUUAUUAUAUAUAUAUUCAUUAAAUGUUGGAUUCCCCUCGAGAAAUCACCCAAAAUAUGCUACUGAUUAUAGAUCAUAUAGAGAUCCAAUUCAAACAUUAAAUCCUUAACAGUAAGCGACCUACGUGUUUUAAAAAUAUAUUAAUUAUACAUCAUAUAAAUCAAUUUAUCAAUARGGAGAAACUAUAUUUGUAAAAAUCAUUAAACUAAUGCCUUUUUCUCUUUAAGUUUUUAAAGAAUAUUAAACAAGUCAACAGUUUUAAUCGAGCAGAGAAAUCUGCAGUUUGUGCAAUUAAAUCCAGGAUAUUUAUGGAAUAUCCUCCUAAGGGAAAUGAUAUUGCUUUAAAUUUUGCUUAUCGAGCCCGUACUCUUCAUUCUACUGAACCUGAAUGGAUAAUCAUUUGGUUAAAAGCCAAAGGACGAGUAAGACGUUAUUACCAACAAUAUACAAUGCCAGAAGAUGAUGAAAUGGAUGCUGCAGAAAUAUUAUGCUCUACAAAAACUAAGGCUCGACAUUUAAUUCAAGCUUCUAAAUUAUAUAUGGAAGCGGCAUUUGUUAAUAAAUUAAAAAACAACAAAGAUGAAUCACAAAAAUUUUAUGAGCUUUCAUCAGAUAUUACUAAAAAAGCAAUUGAAUUAGCCAAUGACGAUACAAAACAACUUUAUUCUUGUCUACUGACAUGUAUUGAUUAUCCUAAAGAGUUAUUGUCAAAAUCUAUUAUGGACAAUUUAAUUAAAAAAUUGGAAAGUGUUAAAAAUAGCCGUGUUGAUCAAGUUUUAGGCAAAUAUUAUCUAAAACAUGAAAAGGAUUAUGAAAAGGCAAAAAUUCAUUUAUCUCGUGGAAUGGCUGCUGGUCAUUUUAGUAGUUCAUUGCAAUUAAUAAAAGUAGAGUGCUUGUUACAACCUGUUGAUAAAUUUCCUCUUGUGAAAACACUAGACAUGAUGUAUGGUGUUUUUCCAAGCCCAAAAAGAAGGCUUAUUAUUUUAUCACAAAUACUGAUAUAUUACAAUUACUGUGAAAAUAAUCCAAAAGAAAUGAUACGUUUCCUGAAAAUGUACAUUGAUCAAGAGAUUGAUGAUACAUUUAAAAAACGCCAUUUAAUUGUAAGUUAUUCAAAUUGAACUACUUUGUAUCUAUAAACUCUUGAAGGAAUGCUUAAAUUUUUAGGAAACUUCUUGUUUCAAUGAUUUUCAAGUUAAUUAUUAGAAUAUACAUUUUU